CAAAACUCUCAUGACAAGAGAAAAAUGGUGUUGAUGCUUUAUCUACAUAAGAGCCCACUAAACUUUUAGCAAAAACCUGGAAAUCGAAGUGUUGGGUCAGCUGAGAGGGUGUCUAGAGGAACUGGGUUCAGAAUGAAGACGAGAUUUAUCUGUUCUCUGCUGGUGAUACAGUUUACUACAGCGGAAAUUCCAGAUGUCGAGCUUACAACAUUUAGUUCGAACCAAUCUCUAGUGGAAUCCCCUGCAUUGGUUGGAGAUAUAUCUAGCUCUCUCAAACCAGAGCUGAACUCGAGUAUUACUAUCCUGAAACCAGAGCUAAACUUGAGCACUGAUAUCCUGAACCCAGACUUUGAUUCUGUCCCUAGUAUCUUAAACCUGGAGCCGGAGCAAAAUACCCAGAACCUCAACCCAGAUUUGAUUUCUAAUAACAUUGCUCCGACCUUGGAUCAUUCUAGCUCCGACAACCUAAACCCAAACCCAGAGAAUGAUUUUAACCCUUUUACCCUGUAUCCGGAUAGUCUGAACCCAAACCAAGACCAAACCGUAAAGAAUUUAACAUCCAACCAAACCAGUAUAGAAAUACAAUCUCCAGAGAUUUUAGACUCUUCUGAUGAUUCAACCGACCUUAUUUCAACCAUCUCCAGUAGUAGCGAAGGCCCACAGACUGAGAGAAAUUACAAGGAGGUUGAAAACCAGACGGUUUCGGAUAGCUCUGAGAGCAGGUCGGAGAAUCAAAACUCAACUCUUCUCCCGGAUUACGAUGAUCUGAACACUACAGAGAAAACUACUGAGUCGGAGGAGCUAUUUCCAACCACGUCCUUUUCUCAGGAUACUACUUCAAAGAGACGUACGACUACUGACGCCUGGACCCUUCCACCUGUAAUUCCAAUAGAACCUGAAGAUCCAGCUCAAAGUAAAAAUAAAAGGUUAACCUUUAUUCUGCUCGGAAUAUCUGGAGUUCUUGGUGUAGUUCUCGUUCUAACCCUGUUCUACUGUAUCAGGAUGAGACAAACAAGAAAAUCCCCAGGACCUGUAGGAAAAGUUGAACCUGCUGGGAAGAUCGUCUCUCUGGCCUAGCCUAACCUAACUCGAACCUUGAUAAUUUUAUGUAAAGUUAAAAAUAUAUAUGAUUUUAUAUAUUUAUACAUAUCCUUGAGCUAGUAUUAACGUUAUUUUGUUAAAUAUAUGAUAAUCUUAAGAUGGAAAGAAUUAA
Molecule: messenger RNA, 1213 nt
Organism: Eurytemora carolleeae
Lineage: Eukaryota; Metazoa; Arthropoda; Copepoda; Calanoida; Temoridae
Exons: 7
Coding region: 133-1077 (314 amino acids)
Source: RefSeq, a predicted model, not a curated record